This is a messenger RNA of Cryptomeria japonica (Japanese cedar), 1886 nucleotides long. RefSeq lists its product as uncharacterized. Gene Ontology annotation, biological process: cytosolic ribosome assembly; ribosome biogenesis. NCBI's taxonomy places the organism in Eukaryota, Viridiplantae, Streptophyta, Pinopsida, Cupressales, Cupressaceae. The coding region runs from base 365 to 1504 and encodes 379 amino acids. The record is from RefSeq and is a predicted model, not a curated record. The transcript has 5 exons.
UGCAUUCUUAAAGUUUUUGGACGUAUACAUUUUCGUAUUGUUAAUUGCAUUUAAUCAAAUAUUUUAACUGGACAUUUGCUCCAGCAUACAACCUCUCAAAAUUCUUACCGCUCAUUAGACGAGGAGAAAAACUAAAUUGCAUCGGAUGCGUUAGUUUCUGCCGUAGGCAGGAACUAAAAAGUGGCUAUUCUAUUCUAAAUCUAAGUUAGGAUAAGUACAAUUUUGUUCCGAGAUGACGACGACUUCCGCGUCAAAACUUUUAAAAUGCAAUUCGUCCGAAGAUUCGAACAUACAUGCUUCAAGUAACUAGAUUAUCAGAUUAUGUUCACAAAACCCUAAGUAAACAGUUCAUCUGAGAGUAAUAAUGGCAUCUAGGCAAAUCGUCCAGCCCGUAGGGCAAAAGCGACUGACAAAUGUUGCAGCAGUUCGCCUCAAGAAACACGGAAUGCGUUAUGAAAUAGCUUGCUAUAAAAACAAGGUGCUUUCUUGGCGUUCUGGAGUGGAGAAGGAUUUAGAUGAAGUGCUACAAUCUCAUAUAGUAUAUUCAAAUGUCUCUAAAGGAGUCCUUGCAAAAUCUAAAGACUUAAUUAAAGCUUUUGGAACUGAUGAUCAAGACAAAAUAUGUUUAGAGAUUCUGGAUAAGGGAGAAUUGCAAGUUGCAGGAAAGGAGAGAGAUUCUCAGCUGUCAAGUCAGUUUCGUGACAUUGCAACAAUCAUAAUGGAGAAGACAAUCAAUACUGAGACUGAUCGUCCUUAUACUAUCAACAUGGUUGAACGUUUAAUGCAUGAAGCACAUUUUGCUUUAGAUCCACACAAAAGCUCAAAACAACAGGCUUUGGAUCUAAUCCGUGAGCUUCAGAAACAAUUUCCUAUAAAAAGAUCACCAAUGAGACUGCGGCUUGUAGUCCCUGAGAACCAAGAACAUAGUUUGCUAAACAAAUUUGACACAUGGAACCCCUCCAUAGAGUCCAAAGAGGUUUCCAGUAAUCAGAUUUUUGUGGUUUUUCAGAUCGAACCUGCCUACUUUCGAGAUUGUGAUGCCUUAGUACGAGAAUGUAAAGGGAGGCUUGAAAUUCUGUCUAUGUCCACUCACAAGGAUGAAGAUGUAAGAGUUGAAUAUGGUAAUGAUGCUCCCUCAGGAAAUUUUCACAUUUCUGAGCCAGGAACAAGUGAAUCACAAAGUCAAGUUAAAGAACUGAUGGUAAGUAUGCAUAAAACAACAAUUGCAGCAGACAAUUCAUCAGGUGGAAACAGUCACACUAGCCAAGAAGCUGCCAGUGGAGGUGCAAAGAUUAUUCAAGAAGAGAAAAGACAGCAAAGAUGUGCAACCUGCAAUGCAAUUGUAGGAGAGGCAAAGCAAUAUCGAGAUCAUUUUAAGAGUGACUGGCAUAAGCAUAAUUUGAAGCGAAAAUUGAAGCAACUCCCACCUCUCUCUGCGGAAGAGUGUUUAGCUGACACAGAAUUGAUUGAGGUGCAAAAUGAUAUACAUGACUAUUCACGUUGAAAAGUUGUUAGGUUUGGGUAUUGCUUUCCCAUAUUCUGAGGGAACAUGAAUAGCCUGGACUUGUAGGUACUGUUGGACAAGGUUUUGUAUGAUAAAGAGGAAGAUUAUAGGUGUUUUAACAAAACUUUUUGUGCUGCACAAAAAUUUCAGUGAUCUAGAGGCAAUCAUGCACCAGUUUUAUUUGAUGUUUUGAGAGAAACAAACAUAAACCACCUACACAUUCAGCCAUGAAACAACAAAAAAUAUCUGAGAUAAACAAGCAAGCAUACGUACACAAGCAUAACAAAGUUUGUAUUUUCCAUAGGUUUACACUUUGAUCUUAUAUGUUUGAUACACCCAUGUUUUAUAUUUAAUGAAUUACUAUGUAUCAAUUAUAGGUUUA